AUGAUAAAAUCAUACGAACAAAAGAAAUAUCGCCUUGGACUAAAGUAUGCGAGGACAAUUUUGAGUAAUCCGAAUUUCGCUGAACAUGGAGAAACCUUAACAAUAAAGGGGCUCAUUCUUAACAUGGGUAAGCAACAAGAAGCACAGGAAUGUGUGAAAAGAGAUUUGAAGGCUGAUUUGAAAUCUUAUGUUUGCUGGCAUGUAUACGGGCUUGUUCAAAGGUCAGACAAAAACUACGACGAGGCAUACAAGCGAGCUUUAAUUCUUGACAAAGACAACAUGCAGAUUUUGAGAGAUCUCUCAUUACUCCAGAUACAAAUGAGGGGCUGUGAAGGGCGCAAAGUUGGUUCUUCUUCCAGGAGACUCAGUCCAGGAGACUUGCAUUGUAAUCACUUAGGAAUCUCGUCAUCAUUUGCUGCGACUUCGGCCAACGCAGAAAGUGUCUUGGUUGCUUACGUCACAGCAUAUCAUGUCUUGAAAGAUUACGAGAAGGCACUCAAUAUACUAGUGGAAUUCAUUCAAAACAAUGAGGUAGGAUAG
This is a messenger RNA of Cylicocyclus nassatus, 540 nucleotides long. The record is from the annotation of a GenBank genome assembly. Lineage: Eukaryota; Metazoa; Nematoda; Chromadorea; Rhabditida; Strongylidae.